ACUCGCACGCUCCGCCUCGCACACGCACACGUACGCCCGGUCUCUCACACGCUCGCGGCCAGCGAAGCCGGAAUGCGCCGAGGAGGAAUCGCUCCCCGCGGCUCCCGCUGAGAAAUUUCGGUAUCAAGGUGACCGGCCGGGGGACCGGCCAGCCGCCCGAAAACAAGCUCCACAAGCUCGGCGCCGGGUGACGGCGAACAGGACCCGCGCCUCGGACCACCGAAAACGGCCACAUUCUGAGCGGACAGGAUGCUGGUAGCCGACGUUUGUGGGGCUUAAAAUUACCAAUUGUCCCCCUUUCGUGUACUAUUAAACGGACACAAGCAAAAAUGAAAUCAGUUUUUAACAGUCUGCGGGCUAAAAAGGCUUCAUAUUUUUGAUAAUUUCUUCUUGUGUCCCGGAAAAAAACAAAAAACCCGACACUGUCCCAGUCCUCUUCCACCGCUCGCUGGCUGCCUCACUAGCACCGUCCACUUUAUAUUUACAGCCCGUAUCUCUCUCAAGCAUCCGAGGCAUCAUCGUGAAGAUGGCGACUGGGUCGGGUUGGCAGCAGUAUUACUGCCCUGCCGGUCAGGGGAAAUUUAGUUCUUCCUCGGCAUCCAGCCUGCCCUUUCAGCCCGGCAUCGCCAUGGAAUAUACCCAAGACCUGCACCUGAAGAUGAGCAAGAAAAUAGCACAGCUAACAAAGGUUAUCUAUGCGCUGAACACGAAAAACGACGAACACGAGGCGGCCAUCGCCACUCUGAAGGAAGCCCAUGAAGAGGAGGUGCAGCAGAUCCUCUCAGAGACCAGAGAGAAGAUAUUACAGUACAAGAGUAAGAUCAGCGAUGAGAUGGACCUGAAGAGGCGGAUCCAGUCUCUGGAGGAGUCCAUGGAGCUCCAUGAGAGGAUGAAGAGACAGGCGCUGGCUGAGUUCGAAAGCUACCGUCAGAGGGUGGAGGACAUGCAGCUUUGCACCGAGGCUCAGCACACCCAGCGUGUGGUAUCCAUGUCGAGGGAGGUGGAGGAGAUGCGGCGGUCCUUUGAGGAAAAGCUGCGUACGUUCAGCCAGGCCCAGGCACAGUUUGAGCAGGAGAAGAGGGCUGCUCUGGAGGAGCUGAAGGCCCAGCACAGACAGGAGAUCCAAGAGCUCCUUCGCAGCCACCAGAGCCAGAACGCGAACUACAGUAAAGACCAGGAGAAACUGGGACAGCUCCAUAAGGCUGAGGUGGAUUCUUUGACAGAGCGGGUGGAGGAGCUCAAACAAGACAAGAAGAGACUGGUGGAGGAGUAUGAGGCCAAACUCAGCAAGGCUCAGGCCUUUUAUGAGCGCGAGCUGGAGGCCAUGAAGAGAACCCAGCAGCUGACUGCCGACAAUCUGUUGGCAUGGAAACGCACCGAGGCCGAGCUGCGGCGGGAGUUUCAGACGCAGGAGGCGGCGCUUCAGAAAACCCUCGGUAAACUGAGGGCCGAGCUGGCCAGGGUAACGGAUGAAGCCCGGGAAAACCGGGAAAAGUCCCACAAGCUCCAGGCCUCACUCUCCACUGCUGAGAGCACCAUCAAGGACUUAACGAAGCAGCUGGAUGAGGUGACCCAGAACUCAGAGAUUGUGGAGAUCCGUCAGAAGGAAGCUGAGUGUGAACUAGAGGCAGCCAGAGACCGAGUUCAGCAGCAAGCAACCGAAAUACUGCUCAAAGCCAGUCAGAUAAGCAGCCUGCAGGCCACCCAGAUGACUCAGGAAGCAGCCAUCAGGGACCUAGACAACGAGCGGAGCCGGCUGAAGGACAAGGUGCUGAGGAUGGAAGAGGAAAGAGAGGCCCUGCAGAGCCAGAGCCAGGCCCUGGAUGAAAGACAGAAACAGCAGAUCCAGUCCCUGGAGAAGACCCUGUAUGAGGAGAAGGUGUCCCACGAGAAGGACAUGAACAGUGUGCGUGCUCGAUACGAAGACGAGGCCAGCCAGAUGAAGGAGAGCCAGGCUCGAGCUCUGGAGGAAGUCGCCAAGAAGCACAGAGUGACCCUGGAAAACGCUCUCAACAGCGCCGAGAAGGACAAGAACCACCUGCUAGCUGAGCUGGAGCAGCAGUUUGAGAGGGAGCGGCUCUCACUGGAGGAGCAAAAGACGCUCCUCAGGCAGCAGCUGGACGAGCUGAGGGAGGAGCUGACCUCCAAACUCACUGCAGCCAAUGAGGAGGUGUCUCGGCUGCAGGAGCAGGUGCAGCAGGGGGAGCAGGACAUGGGGGCAGCUGAGGGACAGAUCUCCACACUGAAGGAGGCACAGGACAAACUGCUGGAGGAGCUGGACGCUACCAGGGCCCGGCUGAGAGAGACCAGCAACCUGCUGACUGCACUGCAGGGAGAGUUGGAGACCCAAAAGCGUCAGCAUGAAGCUAAACUCAUCACCACCAAAGAAGAAGAGAAACUUAAGAUGGACAAGAUGGCUUUGGAGCUGGAGCUGAAAUGGACCGAAACACUCAGGCAGGAGUGUAAGAAGCUACGUGAGGAGCUGAGAGAGGAGCAUGAGGAGGACAAGGCCUCAGCACUGGCUCAGCUGGCGCAAAGCAAGGACCAGGAACUGAGCAACGCCAGGGAGAGCUGGCAGAGGAAAGUGGAGGACCUGCUGGAACAGAUCUCCUUGUUGAAGCAGAGUCUGGAGAUGCAGCUGUCCCAGUCGCAGUCGUCACUGCAGCAGCUGCAGCACCAGUUCAGCCAGGAGAGGGAGCACCUGAGGAUGCAGCUGGACGAGCUGCAGACGGAGCACCAGAGGCGGCAGCACCGUCUGCAGGAGGUCCACUGCUGUGCCAUGCAGGACCUGGAGCACGCCAGGCAACGUGACCUGAAGGAGCUGGAGGAGCGUCUCCGCCAUCAUCACCAUGCAGAGCUGCAGUCUCUCAGAGAGGCUCACCGCCAGAGCAUCGAGACGCUCAAACAGCAGUCAGAACAAGAGCUGCAAACGCUCCGCUUUGAACUGGAGGAUGAGGGCAAAGCCAUGCUGGCCUCUCUGCGAUCAGAGCUGAACCACAUCCACGCAUCGGCCAUCGAGCACCUGAGACAAACCCACCAACAGGAGUCCGCUACAGCCAAAGUGGAGCUGGAGAAAACGCUGGAGAACAACCGGAUACAGGAGCGUGAGUUGCUGGGCCGGAUCACUGAGCUGCAGGAGGAGGUGUCCCGGAGGAAGAACCACAUCGCUCAGCUGGACCACCAGAUCCACACACUCAACGAGAAUAUCAGCACUCUGACUAAAGAGCUGGAGCUCAAGGGCAAGGAGGUGCUCAAGAUCCGCAGCGAAGCCAACCAGCAGAUAAGGGUUCAUGAACAGGAGUUGACGAAGAGGCACGAGAGGGAGCUUGCCGAGCUGAACGCCGUCCACAGCAGAGAGACGCAGAACAUGCUGUCAGACUUCAACAAAGCCCAGGAAGUGCUCAAAGACAAGAUCUCCGCCCUUCAGAUACUGCUGGAAGGAACAGAGGAGAAGUUCAGGAACAGGGAGAGUCGCCAUGAAGAUCUGCAGAUCAUCGCAGAGCUGAAAGACAUGGUCUCUGAGAGAGAAUCUCUGGUCAAGAAACUGGUGGACGAUAAGAAGUUCUACCAGCUGGAACUCGUCAACAGAGAGACCAACUUCAACAAAGUGUUCAACGCCAGUCCUAACGUAGGAGUUAUCAACCCGCUUAUCAAGCAAAAGAAAAAGAAUGAGAAAACAGCAGCCAGCAGAUUCAGCAGCUCUCCUAAUCUCAGGGCUCUGGAGGCAGCAGGUAUGGGCGUGGGUGUGGCGGGCACAGGAAGUGGGCAGCCCCCACAGCCCCCACCCCCGCCCCCAGCCCAGCCCAGCCGUCUAGAGCCCAUCCCCAACUCCCCCCUCCACCACCUUGAGCUCAACUCCAACAAACCUCUUCCCCCGCCGACCCCUCCCACCGAACCCAAGAAAUUCAUGAGCCCUCCUGAAACGAAGGACUCCACCAUCGACUCCCCGGACGCCCAGCGCCAGGAGUGGUUCGCUCAAUACUUUUCCUUUUGAUUGACCACAAAACCUGCAAAACACAAGGAUUCAGCAUGUCGACCGAACUUAAAAAAAAAAACUAAAAAAAACAACAACAAAAAAAAAAAAAACCCAAACAAAUUAAAAAAAAAAAAAACACAGGAAAAAAAAAGAGAAAAAAAAUGUUCAAACUAUUUGUUCUUUAUUGUCAUUGGUAGGUUUGGGGAUCAGUUCACUUUAGAUUCAGUCAACUGAAACUGUAAUUCAUGGUUUGAGAAUUCAUUCUCGUUGAUCUGUCCAUGAAACGCACAGAACUUGAUGUCAUUAAUUUUCACUUUUCGUCAAAAUGUAAUGAUUAUCCACUUCCUGCCGUUGGCUGAGGGGAAACUGAAUUGAGCCCGAUCCUGACUGCCAAGCGUCACCGCUCUCCGAUCCGAUUCGACUGCCCGGUUAUCUCUGGUCGUUUCACUGUGGACGAGCUCCUCUCUUAGUGCAGUGACGACGAUCAUCGGUAUGUUUGAUGUUCAUUUGAUUUCUUUACUUCUCGACUUAUUUUGCGGUUUCUCGGAACUAGAAAAAAAAAAAUGAGUGGUGCAUUAUCAUGCUGCUAAUUGCCAUCGUUGGACUACAGCAAGAAAUAUAUAUAUAUAAAGAAAUAUACGGUAGGUUAUUGUGCUCUCUCUGUACGUGGGCCCACUGCAUACGGCAUCUUAGACUAGGAGGGCUGAUCUAAGACCAGUUUGCCUCCUCAUUUAUGGUGACAUUUAGGUUGGACCUGAUCCUGGAUCAGUUACACUUCUCCGGUACGCAUCCAUGAAUACAGGCUCUGAUUUUAGGACGGCACCGUCGCGGCAAGUUUGUUACAGCUGCCUAGAAGUUUCAGCAGAUUUUGGUAGAAUAUUAAAACCUGUUUGUAUGGUUGUCUGUCUCCACACAGAUAAAAUGAUGUCUCACCAAUUUUAAAAACAAAAAUAGCAUAUUUUAUAUUUAUAUUAU
Xiphias gladius (swordfish) is the source of this 4951-nucleotide messenger RNA. RefSeq names its product family with sequence similarity 184 member Ab (gene fam184ab). The coding region runs from base 527 to 3994 and encodes 1155 amino acids. Lineage: Eukaryota; Metazoa; Chordata; Actinopteri; Istiophoriformes; Xiphiidae. The transcript has 22 exons. The record is from RefSeq and is a predicted model, not a curated record.